GAACGCCUCACGGUUCCCAAGGAGAACCCCGCAAAGGGAAAGAGUCUGGUGUCUGGGAGACUCCUAAACGCCUCAAACAUCAUGCGGGAACACCUUCAAUGACACACGGCGGCGCCUGCCUCGUGCCUGGCUUCACUUUAAUCCCGUUCUGGUCCAGGCUCCAGCGGGUCCGCUUUUCACACCUUAUCGGUGCCUAAAUGCAGCCGCGAGGUUUCCACCUGCUCCCUGGACCCGGACCGAACCCGGACUCCUGCUUUUCAUUGUGAUGGAGGAAAAAGCUCAGACUGAGAAGAAGGAAGUAAUACACUGAACCGCACCAUGUUUAGGAGCAAAGCUUCAUCAGAUUGUCAGGCCGCUCGUCAUUGAAAGCUCCGGGCUGGCCCGUCUCAGCAAAAGCACCAGACAGAUUGACGUGCCGGGUGGGAUAGAGAAAAAGAAGCUGGAUUGUCUGGAAAUAGAGUCCGUCACCGGCUUGAAGACAGAAGGAGGACACAGGCUUGACUAAAAUGGGGCUCCAGAACUUUGCUCCUGCCGACUGUGUCUUUGAGGACCCCUCAGUCUGCCCGCAGACAUGCCAGAUGUGAAGCCGCCCCCACCAUGUGAAUACCCUUCCACCUCCUCUGCCGUGCUCCCCGCUGGCUGUCACUCUCCACCGAUCAUGGAGCCUUGCAUCGCCAACCUGCCCCUGUCCCCAGACCCUCUGUCCCCUUUCCCCCCACACAGACCCAGUGUCCCUCAUUACCAGGGGCCUCCUUACUCACUGCUGGCCCGGUGCAACAGCAGCACCCUGCUGACUAACUUGGGGCUCAGGUACUGUUCCAGCAGGCAGAUCCCUCUGGGCGUGGAUCCCGGACAAGGGCUGGUCCCAGGUCCUUACGUUCACACUGGAAGCUGCAGCAGACCCUACAGGAGCAUGGAGAACCUCAACUGGAACGCGGUGGCGGACUCUGGUCUGUGCAGACUCAGCGCGGCGUCCUGCAGGAGCGUGGACAAUGAAUUUAUUUUACGUUACACCUCCUGCAGCCACUGGUACGACGGGCCCCCCGAUGGGUCUAUUCUGGGGGCUCAGGGGCUGGUACCCAACCCGGAGAGCUUAGCGUUUUACCCUCGACACGCGCCACCCAGAAAAGACCUGCCGCUCUUCCCUCAGUUGCUCCUUCCGGGCGGGGUUGACGAAUGGGAUGCAAGGAAGGGCCUCAGGGAUAAACUCCGUCUCCAGAGUGCACGAUCAGCUGCAGAGACUCUGAGGCCCCUCCCACUACGCCCUCAGGUAAUUUCCAAUUCCACACCUGCGGAACGGGAAUGUGCGAAUGUAGGCAUUCCUGGAUGCAGGCCACUUGGCUCCACGCGCACCUCCCCUGAUGAGAUCAAGCGGGAGGUUUUGAGACGUUUGCAGCUCCGGCGGCAGAACAGCAGCCCCAACCUGGCGGUCUGCGGCUCUCCAUCCACUUCACAAGAUAUGAAGACAUCCUACACUACGGACAGCAUCACGAGUAAGAGGAGCGCAGCAGACUCUUCUUCGGAGCGCCACAGACCUCCUGUGGGACGGCUGCACAUCCCAACAUUUGAGGAGUUCAAGAGGAUGAGACAGAGAGGUGUUGAUUGUGUGGAAUCGGUAAAACGUGACCCGCCAAACGAAGGAGGAGCUUCAGGCAACAUCCCUUCUGAUGAAGCAAAUUUGAGUGAGAGUGGAGAGAGGAGGAAGGAUGCUGAAGUGCUGGACACCACCAAGAGUUCAGAUGAAACAACAGCCAACUGUGAUGGCAGCCUGCAAAUUCUCUCAAACACUGUGACCACGAGCUGCUCUACAAGCUCCGCCCCCUCCUUCACGAGCUCUCCAAUCAGAACAGGCCCUUCUCCACGCUCACCUCUGCAGCCCCAAACCACACAGGAAAAAGCUGCAGGGGGAGAAAACGGGAGCGCAAAGCGCAGGAGGAGCAGUCUGGAGACAUCUGGGUCAGUCCCCUUCCCACCCGGAAAAGACAGCCUGGAUCGUCCGUCCAGCUGCUGCCCGGCGCUCCUGCUGGAAGGGACGGACCUCUCCAGCUAUGGAGCCAAGAUCUACAAGAUGAAGGAUGGGCUCAUCGGAUCUGCAUUGGACCUCAUCAAAAAGAGCUGCAGUGCAGAGAUCUCCACUGAGGCCCCCGUCAGGCUGUCAGGUGACCGUGAUGGAGGGUGUGACAUCACCGCCUCCUCGCACGGCUGUCAGCUCUCCGCCGUUGCCAUGGCAACGUCGGCAGCGGCCUGCAAAGCCGAGGCUGACGAGGAGGCGCUCGCAGAAGGAGGAGGAAGAGAGGAAGCGGGAGAAUGUCACUCCAGUCUGGGCUGCAGGCGCUCCAGCUCAGACGCAGCCUACGAGCCGGCUGAGGCGGUGAGAGCUCAGCGCGAGUGCCGGCUCCGGCCCCACUACAGUGAUCCCAUGCCGGCGGACGCCUCCAAACGCAAACAGCUGGAGAUGAAGAUCGCCGCUGCCGCACGACUCCACAGCCAUCGGCGAGACCGUGACAGAGACAGAGACAGAGACAGUGCCCCAGCUGCACUCCGAGGUCGCUCAGAGCCCCCUGGUGAGGAGCGGCAGGCGGUUCUGGGUGUGACUCGGUCCGGACAGCACCGCUGGAGCACCAUCAGCAGCCUCAGUGCGGACAGCGGAGUGGUGGGCCUCAGCGACGAGCGCGAGGAGGAGGACAGCGAGCCACGGCGUCAUCGCAGGACCCGGGGAGCGGAGGUGGAGAGGGUGGACAGCGGCAUCGGUCCGGGUCUGUCCCGCACCUGGAAGCGACCGUCUGCUUCCCUCAGAGCCUGGGAAGCCCAGAGACCGUGUCCGGACUGCGGGCAGAGGGAGGGGGCCUGUAAGGAGCGAGGCGAACGGAUGUGCGAACGCUGCUCCAAGCUGCGCAUCGAGCGCAAGGAAGCCAUCCUGGAGUUCCUGAACACGGAGUCGAGCUACGGGGAGGACCUGCGGAUCAUCAAAGAGGAGUUCUACUGUCCCAUGCAGAGUGCCGGGUUACUGACAGCUGAGCAGCUGAGCGUGGUUUUUAGUAACGUGCAGGAGCUCAUCGACGUCAACGACCGCUUCACAGAACACCUGCAGGACAACAUCGAUCAGGCCUUUGACCAGGGCGAUGACGAUCUGUUGACCGUCUACAUCGGCGAAAUCUUUCUGGAGUUUGUCAACAUGCUGCCAGCCUUUCAGACCUACUGCCUACAGCAGUCCACCUCCGUCAACAUGCUGAACACGCUGGAGAAGGAGAAGGAACUGCUCAGGAUAUUCUUGGACGUCUCCCAAAACGACAACACUGCGUUGCGCCGCAUGAACCUGCGCUCCUUCCUUAUGGCGCCCCUCCAGCGGGUGACCAAAUACCCCCUUCUGUUGAGCCGCAUCAUCAAGGUCACCCCUGAAUGCCACCCCGACUACACGCGUCUCCGUGAGGCCAAAAGUCGAGUGGAGUCCCACCUGGAACACAUUAACAUGAAGACCAAGCAGGAGGGCAACGGGGUCACCUGGUCGCUACGCUCGUUCCGCCGCGACAGCCGCAAGAACCGGGAGGUCAUCAACAUCGAGAUGCGGGAGGUCUCCAUGAAGACGGUGGGUUGGGCGAGGGAGAACACGCGGUUUGUCAUGGAGGGGCCACUCCAGUUCUCCCAGCCGGCUGACGGUCAGUGGGUGAAGAAGGGCAGCCGGGCUCUCAAGUUCCAAAACGUCCAAAGUCUGUUGAUGGUCCGGACGCAGCGCGAUGGCGAGGCACAGGGCACCGAUCAGGGUGCGAGGGGGGACCAGUGGGAAGGUGUCGGCGAGAGCGUUCGGGAUGGCGUUCUCGUUCUGAUCAAGGACAAAAGCAGCGGAAAAUUCACUGUCCUGAGGGAGCCCAUCCGCCUGGGAAACUGCGUGGUGUCCACAGACCCAGACUGCGAGGACACUUUCGAGGUCCUCGACAUUCGGCGGGAGUCGUUUGUUUUCCGCGCCUCUGACAAGUCUCGCACCCAGCAGUGGUUCCACCAGGUUAAGAGGUACGCUCGGGACUUGGGCACCUGGAGGAAGAGGCGGAACGCUUUGCCCAACAUUAUGAUCAACACGAACCAGAUGCGCUCCUGAGGCUCGGCCUUCGUCCCUCAUCGCUGUCGGACUGUAAAUAACUUCUUCAACAGCAAAAACGAGCAGAAAUAUUUCCGAGUAGCACCGAUGUUCCGUUAGGUUUCAGUAAAACGUCUCACAGAGGUGAGAGAAAAGUGAAGCACUUUUGCAAAGCUGGAAGCGCACCAUACAGUCAAAAACAAAACAGCAAACAUUUAGUUUUAGGAGAAGAAUCUCGGACAACCAAAAACUUGGGCUGUGCUCGCCAGUCUUGAUUGUAAAGACUGUUUGCUCUCGCAGAAACAGCUCUUUCUUUACUUAAGGUGUGUUUGAUAAAAAGCCUGACUGAACGCAAAAAGACAAAUUGUAGUCACUUUUUAUACUAAGCCGCUUGGGGGCUUCCCGUUUGUUGUUUUUUUUUUUUUUGUUUCAUUCAUUUUUCCGUCUGUUCUCACUGCCCCUUCUCCUGUAUGAGUGCUGUCCUCAUACAUUUUUUGGCAGCAUAGCAACUUUUCACUGCCGGAGAAGAAGUUAAAGCAUCUCCCAUGAGCAGAGCUGCAGCCUCACUGGGUUCACUAGAACUCAAAGAACAGCAAUAAUUACGGCCAGUUCAAGUAGCUUCUGAAUAUGCAUUUUCCUUCCGAAGAUUUCCUGUUGGUGGUCCGUUUUAAUCCUGCAUACUCAAACUUGUCGUUUAACGUAAUUAAAGCUUCUCCGCAUCAGAUUAUUGGGGAUUAUUGUAGCUCAGUGAAGACGAUUUUUGAGAAGUUUUCAGGUCCUCGUUCUGUGAAAAGAGCCGAGCUUUUCUGCCUUUUGUUCUCAACUUACACUGAACCAUGAUUCAAAUACACUUCAGUACAAUUUUUAACAGGAGAAUGAUUAUGGGGUCAAAUCAGGACCAGUUUAAGGAGAGCGAAAAAACAGAUUUUAAAUUUGAAAAACAUUUUUUUUUUUUUAAUUUGAAACUAUUUUAAACUUGAAAGUGCACAUUGCAAAUUUAAAGGUUAUACUGAAAAAAAUAAAUGUAAGAAAAUAUAUAUUUUAUCAAAAUGUGAAAAUAUAAAAAAUUUGGGGGGGUAAAUUGUAAAUUAAAGCAUGAAUUAAAGCAAACUAUGAACCUAAAACUGUUCCAAAGGAAACGCGUGGUAACAUACUAAACUGUGGGAGAACUACUAUCACUACUUCACCCAAAUCUGGAAGAACAUUCUUACUACUAUACGUCACAUCAGAAAAGGGACCACAGACGGUGCCAACAACAGACCCAGUUCUGGAACAGAAAUGACGUCACCGUAAUCUCUAUCGCCCAAUAUCAAUCGUGUCCUUGUAGCCAAUGGGCUCAAAGCUCCGCCCCCAUGUGAAAAAGGAGGUUUGAAACUGAAUUGACUGAAAGUGAAGAGGGAGAAUAAUGGAAAGACAAAAUUUAAAAUUACAAAACAUCAACUGUUGUAAACAAAAAUGAUUUUUCAUUUUGGCAAAAAGUUGUAAGUUUAAAGUUUGUUUUUAUU
Oryzias melastigma (Indian medaka) is the source of this 5577-nucleotide messenger RNA. RefSeq lists its product as uncharacterized. Bases 572 to 4093 code for a protein of 1173 amino acids. The record is from RefSeq and is a predicted model, not a curated record. The transcript is spliced from 9 exons. Lineage: Eukaryota; Metazoa; Chordata; Actinopteri; Beloniformes; Adrianichthyidae. Gene Ontology annotation, molecular function: guanyl-nucleotide exchange factor activity. Gene Ontology annotation, biological process: positive regulation of Rho protein signal transduction.